Messenger RNA from Apodemus sylvaticus (European woodmouse), 4994 nucleotides. It is a transcript of the gene Umodl1, whose product is annotated as uromodulin like 1. Gene Ontology annotation, molecular function: peptidase inhibitor activity; calcium ion binding; protein binding. NCBI's taxonomy places the organism in Eukaryota, Metazoa, Chordata, Mammalia, Rodentia, Muridae. The record is from RefSeq and is a predicted model, not a curated record. The transcript has 22 exons. Gene Ontology annotation, cellular component: cell surface; extracellular region.
AUGAUAUCCAGGACCCUGAGGCUGGCCCUGCUGGCUUUAGCCUGCACUGUGGACCUGAGCAAGGCCAAUGGCUUCACAGAAAAUGGCCUCUCACUGCUGAGCUAUCAGCUGUGCAGCUACCCGGUGACCCGAAGUGUCCAGAGGCUGCAGGCGGUGCAGACCUCCCACACGGCCUACGUGCACUGUGGCGGAUGGAUCCCCUGGAAAAAGUGCCCCAAGACCGUGUACCGGACCCAGUACCUGGCGAUGGAUGUCCCUGAGUCCAGGAAUGUGACUGACUGCUGUGCGGGCUUUGAGCAGCUUGGUCUCUACUGUGUUCUGCCCCUGAACCGAUCCGGGGAGUUUGCAUCAAGACCGGGAGUCUGUCCAACAGCUUGGCCAGAGCCGUUUAGUCCAUCAUGCACCUUGGACACAGACUGCUCUGGACUUCAGAAAUGCUGUUCCUGGCCAGGGGGCCGCCACUGUGUGUCCCCUACACCCACAGGUGCAGAGAGGAACACGGUAAGCUGGUACAACGUGACUGUGCUGGUGAAGAUGGGCUUUGAGGACCUGCAGCGAGAGGACCCUGGGCUCCGGAACCACACCCGCCUGCUCUAUUCGUUGGUCACCAGUGCCUUGCAGCCUCUGAACCCAGCUGUACACUACCUGACCUCGACUGGAGGCAGGGACACAUUCACCACGGUGUCAUGGCUGCUACUGGGCUUUCCUCGGCUCAUGACAGUAGCCAACGUCUCCGCCAUGUUGGAUGACAUGGUGAAUCGCGUCUAUGAGGUGAUCAGCAUCCAGGUGCAAGACGUGAACGAGUGUCUUCACAGUGAGCUCCAAGCCUGCUCUGGAGGAGAGCAGUGCCGGAACCUGGAGGGCUCCUACCAAUGUGUGCCUUCCCAGCAGCUGAACACCUUGCCUUCCCAGCAGCAGAACCACGUAGAUGAAGAUUGCCCUCCAAUCCGAGACUUCGUGGCACUUAAUGUCACCAGCAGCAGUUUCCACAUAUCCUGGAGUUUGAAUUCCACUCAGAACCACACUUUCUACAUUCAAGUGUACAAAGGCAGAGAAAUAAUCAAAAGCACUUGGACAAGGGGCCGGGCUCUGGCUGUGUCUGAGUUGGAGGCUGGAGUACUUUACAGAGUGAAGACCAGCUACGAGGGGUGCCAAGCCAAUGUCUCUGCCACACUGGUUGUCAAGACAGAUGCCCGGGUUUUCCAAGUCACGAUACGGAUCAUGAACCGGAACCUGACUGAGCAGAUUCUCAACUGCAGCAGCAAGGAAUUCUGGAACUUUUCUAGACAGCUGUUUAAUGAGGUGGAAAACUCCUUCCCCCAAGCCAUUUCGGACAUGUACAGACAAGGGAAGCUGAGGAUGCAGAUUGUGUCUCUGAAGGCAGGGAGUCUGGUGGUGACGCUUAGACUCACCCUGCAAGAUCCAGGCUUUCCAGUGGGUGUCGGCACACUGAAGCCCAUGCUGCAGCGUCUAACUGAGAGCUCCGAGUUCCAGGUUGACCAGCAAGGGACAUUCGUGCAAGACUGGGACGAGUGUGCACACAGCUCGGAGCACGACUGUCACCCGAGCGCACGCUGCACCAACCUGGAAGGCUCCUACACGUGCCAGUGUCUCACAGCCAGGGAUGUCAACCCUUCCAGGGCUGGCAGGGUCUGCGAGGGUGACAUGGUGACCCCCACAGAAGGUGGACUGUCUGUAACAACGAAGGUCACAGCCCCAGCUGUCAGUACGGGAAUAACAACCUUUGGCUCAGAGACCCUUACCGUGUCACCAAGUUCCAAGCACCUGAGGAGCACCCCAGAAGGAGGCCAAGCCUGGACCCCAGCGCCCCUAUCUGGGAGAGAUGGGGGUAGCACAGUCAGGCAGGAUAGGAAUAGCACAGGACAAGGUAUGGAGGUGCCCAAUGUGACCCCGAAGCCAGGCAUAAACCAUGGGAAGUAACAGUGGGUGACAAGCUCUGUUUCCUGGGCUCCAGGACGAACCCAUGGAUCCCCUCAGGGGACCACGGAUGCCCUGCUGCACACCACUGGAGAGUCACAGGAAUACAUCACCAAAGGUCCACCCUCCCCGGCUGCUAGAGCCACGGGCUAUGUUGUGUGGCACCCGAGUCCCACUUGGGAGACACCUCUGAACACCACAAGACUGCAGAAUGAAGACCCUUCAUCUCCCUCUUUCCCAGGCCCGCCAUCGGCCCCAACGGCUGUGGCUCAAGAGCCCCCUGUCUGUGUUCCUAGGCCCAUCGGAAAGGUCACAGUCUCUAACGUAAGCAGUACCGGCUUCUCCCUCGAGUGGCCAGCAGACAUCCGCCUCUCCCCUGCCUUCUACCUCACGUUGGUCUCCCCUCGGGGCCCCGCCUCGACUAUGGAGACCCGGAACAAUAACAUGACAUGGUCAGGACUGGAACCCGGAACCUUGUACCUGGUGGAGAUUGUGGCUAAGGUGUGUGAGAAAGAAGGAGCCAGAACACAGCUGAAAGUGCGGACAGUGGCUCAGAAACUGGCUGGCAAAGUCCAAAUCACGAGCAUGCAGUAUUCAGAAUCCUUCCGCAAUGCCAGCAGCCCGGAGCAUCGAGAGUUCGUACAGUUCUUCCUCAGAACGGUGCGGGACUCUCUGCCAUCCACGCUGCGGGAGCAAAUGGAUGCGGGCAAGAUCCGCGUGGACGUCAUCGGCAUCACAAAUGGCAGCAUCGUGGUGGAGUUUAAUUUGCUAAUGACAGCAGACCUGGAUGUCAGGGAGGUGUCUGCCGGCUUCCUCACUGCCCUACAGAACACGUCGAUGCUGGAGGUGGUUAGAGGCGAAACCUUUAUACAAGAUUACGAUGAGUGUGACAUGAGGGAGGAUGACUGUGCCCCUGGGACGUGCAGGAACACCUUCGGGUCUUUUACAUGUAGCUGUGAUGGGGGAGGACCUGACUCACAGGUGGAAUAUUCUGGAAGAUCCUGUGAUGGUAACUCUUCUGGCAACACAGCCCAUACCCCAGCCUCAGAGUGGACCUCUAUCCCAACAGGAACUAGGGGUACCCCUGUGCCAGAUGCCAGCUCCGUACCCCAGGACCUGCCCCUGCGGCUGAACCUGACGGAUGCCGUUAGUGUGUCCUGUGAGAUCGAGACGGUGAUCAUCGCCAUCCAGAAGGGCUUUCUGCAGCAGGAGGCCAUACCCGUGGCCUCCCUGUACCUGGGAGAGCCUUCCUGCAACGUGAGCAGAAGCAACAGCACACAUGUGUUCCUGGUGGCUGGCUGGGGCGAGUGUGGCACCCUCAUACAGAGCAACGUGACCACCACAGUGGUGAAGACCACGCUGAGGAACGACCUGUCCCCAGAGGGUGUCAUCCACCACUUGCAGAUCCUCAGUCCCAUCCACUGUGCCUUCCAGAAUGACCUUCUGACCUCCUCAGGCUACACCCCACACUGGGGGGUCUACACCGUCAUCGAAGACCUCCACGGUACUGGAAAUUUUGUCACUGAAAUGCAGUUGUUCAUUGGUGAUUCUCCCAUACCUCAGAACUAUAGCGUGUCUGCCAGCGACGAGAUCAAGAUUGAGGUGGGGCUUCAUAGGCAGAAGAGCAGUCUGAAGGUCGUGCUGACUGAGUGCUGGGCCACCCCCUCCAGCAAUGCCAAGGACCCCAUCACCUUCAACUUCAUUAACAACAGCUGCCCUGUCCCCAAAACCUACACCAGUGUGAUUCAGAAUGGCAACUCCAGCAAGGCCCAGUUCAAGCUGAGAAUCUUCUCCUUCAUCAACAACUCCAUUGUCUACCUGCACUGCAAGCUAAGAGUGUGCAUGGAAAAUCCCAGGAACUCAUGCAGGAUAAGCUGCAACGACUUCCGGUUGCUGAGGAGUAGUGAACCCUUGCACCAGAUGACCUGGGGGCCCCUCUAUCGGUCUGAAGGUGCACAGGCGUGCACAAAGCCAGUCCUGGGGACGGGUUACAUCAUUCUCCUGGCGGCAGCUGCACUUGCGGUGGUGGCAGGGGCCGCAACCCUUCUGAUCUUGCGGUACCAGAGAGUAAGGCAGAAAUACAACCUUCGGAUCCAGACUGAGGACUUCAGCUAUCAGGUGUUCUCUCAGUAGGAGACCCAGCUGACCGGAAGAUGGAGCACCCCGUGAAUAAGGUCCAGUGGCUAGUUCAUCGAACACUGACCGGAGUCCAACUCUGGACGGUGUUGCGUCGGCACUUGGGGAUGAGACCCUACGAUGACAGCCAACCUCCAUCUGCCCCCAAGAGCCCGAAGACCCAGAGUACCACCCCCCAGGCUGGUGACAGGCCUGCUGAAGAUGAGGGCAGAGCCCGGGAGUGGCCUUCAUCCUCAAACCCAGCACAGACACAGCCCCAAUUACCACAGCCUUCUGAGCUUUGACGUCCUCGCCGCUUGUGUGGCCCCUGUUCUCCGACAAUGACAUCCUCGCAGACAUUUUCCAGUGCCCCCAAUGCUCGUUCACAAAUGGAUCCAUCGGCUAAACUCCCCGAGUGCUGUUUUCCACAGGCAAACGCACUAACUUGGCUCUCCUUAUCAGCACGUGACUUUCGCUUGCGCGACGGUGACUCAAGACAGCCUAGGCGAAUUCGGGAGGCUUCCUAAUGAGUCAUAGUCAUAUGACAUGUAUGUAACACUCUUGCAUGUUUCCCAGCACAUCCAUGGACAUUUUUUCAUGUAACCCCAUCAAGAAGAAGGUGGGAUUUUCCCACUCCACACAGGAAGCAGGGAAGGAGAAGGGGUUGUGGGGUACGUACCAUGCUGACAGGUCCUCUACUGUUGGUUUGAAAGACCCGAAUGGGUUACACAGUUACCACCUGAGGUAGUAGUGUCCUCCUUAGUGAAUAUAGGAUCAUAACAGGGUUGUAGCUUUUAAUUAAUAUGAUUGCUUAUGUUGUGUGACUGUAAUUUACACAGAUCAUUUGGGGAAAUAAGUCCAUUUGUUGCAUAUUCUUGGGGGCAAGAAUGGCCACUGGGGGUCUGCGUGGCUAGCCGACUUUGAGCAAUAAAUUUUUCCUG